Molecule: messenger RNA, 2683 nt
Organism: Trichoplusia ni (cabbage looper)
Lineage: Eukaryota; Metazoa; Arthropoda; Insecta; Lepidoptera; Noctuidae
Exons: 8
Coding region: 110-1564 (484 amino acids)
Molecular function (GO): protein binding
Source: RefSeq, a predicted model, not a curated record
UAAUGAUUGGUAUAGAAUACAGAUUCGAACCUACUUCCCGUUUAUUUAGCUUUUAAACACCAGUUUGUCGUAUUGAGUCUGUAGUGUGCAAAUCAGGUAGGUUACUAAAAUGGCAGAUCCUGAACAAAAAGAAAUAAUAUUAGAUUACUCUAAAAUAGUAAAGCAUUACUAUCGUAAUGAAUGGCGUCCGAAGCCUUGGUAUUACAUGUUUUAUCCGCCAAAACAAAAAGAAGAAAAUCAGUACAAAUGGGUUGAAGAGAACUAUGAAAAGUUUCUUAAAAAUACGCCGAAUGAGAUCAUGUACCAUAGAUGGUUCAGCAACGAAUCUGGUGCCAUAACAGCAAUGCAGUAUUCUCCAAAUGGAUUUCAUGUUAUUGUCGGUCAUGCCUCGGGACUGAUUGAGAUGCGCCACGGCAGUACAGGCACCGUACUUUGCACGUUACGUAACAUUCAAUUCCCGCCGAAACCUGUGCAUGCUUUGGAAUACAGUAUGACUGAAGACAAUGUCUGCUACGCGGCUUGUAUGGACGGAGCUGUUUAUCGCGUGGAGAUACCGCACAUGGAUACGUCGGUAACAAAUCCGCCAGCGUACUGCAUUCGCGCUGAUCCCAUGCUCGAAAGUCUGAACUUGCAGUUCUACGGUAGCCCCGGAAUUUCAUCGUAUUCAACGCCUUUUAUUACACAACGUUUUGCUGCGCUGUCCUUGGGCUUAUUAGCAGAUGGUACGAAAAUGGCUGUUGGCUACGGGGAUACUUCAAUCAAGAUUUACGACAUGGAGACACAGGAGGCGGAGGUGACUUACAAAGUACAUAAGUUACGUCUGCAGUUCAUACCUAAGAAGCUACAGCGGAUGCAUUUUGGACAAGUGGUAGCAUUGAGGGCCCACCCACAGAAACCUUACAUGUUCGCCAGCGGGGCUUGGGACAAGACCCUUAGAAUUUGGGACGUACGAUGUAAAGUCGGUUGUGUAAUGACUUUCGAAGGCGUUAACAUAUGCGGCGAUUCUGUUGACUUGAAUAGAGAACAAUGCUUAGCCGGCAGUUGGCAGCCGACUGAAGGGGUGACCCUGUGGGAUCUGACCGCUCGCAAACUGAUCAGCGUCAUCAGGAUACAGAACCGGAGACCUGAUGUGGAUGGGGAAUAUGUUUACGCUUGCCGAUAUUGGAGAUCUGAUGAUUACAAUCGCAAAGGGAAGUACGGCAUCAUCGGCGGCAGCGGCACCAACUGCCUCGAGGUGGUGAACCUCCACAACAGAUAUAUAACCUGCUCGUAUCCAACACCCGGAGCAGUCCUCGCCGUCACCAGCUUCCAGGAACGCAUUGCCUUCGGAGGCACCUCAUCCUCCUUCAACAUUGUCUCCUUCCACGAUCCCAAACAUGAGAAAGAUAAAUACGAAGCUGCCGUCGAUCCUGACUAUGAUUACACCAAGGCUGGCAGCACCGCCGUCACUCUCUUCCAAGAUGAUAACGACGAUAUGACAUCAACUGAUCAUGGAGCGUCGUUCGAUAUGUCCGCGUCCCGACCCUCCACAGCUGGGACCGUCUCCUCUAAAGCUUCCAAAUGAAACAUUAUCUUUUUAGUUUGUAAAUGUAUUAUUAAUUAACUUUAAUGACAGCUUUAUUUGUAGUGACAUCAUUUUGACUUUAUUAACAGAACUUUAAUUAAAUAAUGUAUUUCACCUAAAAGCUUUCAUGUGUAUAGUUGGUUUGACAGAUGUAAAUGAUGAUGAUGGCUCGAAUAACUCCGGCACGCGAAUGGCCCAUCAUCCGAACAGUAAUCCGUUUCAAUUUAGUUAAAGAGAUACUCGUGUCCAUUUAACAUAGCCUCCAUUGCCAGUUCGACAUUUCGUUGUCAUUGCAAUGAUAAUUUGAAAAGCUUGUUUGAAGUGAAUUGGACCGCAACUGUAAUAACCGUAAAACCCAUUCAAAUACAUGUCGAAAUUCAACGGCACCAAAUUGAAAUCCUAAAAACAAUUGCACAAGUUUUCGCAACAGAAAAACUCGGCCCGGCCAACAUUGAAAAAUUAGAGUCGACAUUGCGAAUUCAGCCGAGACUACAAUGGCGAACAAGUUGCAAUAGAAUUUAAAUAAAGAAGCGUUCCCUAACAGCGCGAACUCGUGUGCGGGGCGUUGGUGAACUUUCAACUUUUACCCGCUUAUGUAGCGGGAACAUACCUACGCCCGCUUCCCCACCCCCGACGGGGAGGCGGGAGGCUUUCCGUACUUGGACCGAAUAUUUACAGCGCAACCUAAAUAUAGCGUGCCGCUGCUCAGCUGGCACGGGUGGUAGCGAAUGGGAGGGUAAACAUUCCCCCGCCACCCUCCGGUAGCUCGGCGGUGUAGAAGGCCAUUCGGCCGCCGGCUUCGGAGGUGAGCGGACAUCUUCCGUGUAAUGCUGAGGUCGGAUCGCGACCAUGACCGUUGGAGUCAGGAGGGGUUGUCGCUCGCUAUGCCGAUAAAGUCAUACUCAAGGCCAUGGUGUACGAUUUGACGUGACAACGUUACGUGAACGGAUGCCUUAACUUUACCGGUAAACAGGGAUUGAUGUUAAUGAAUCUUGAACACGCUUAUUGAUUAGAUCAGAUUUGCGUUAUCUGUUUGUAACUUCUUUUUAUACAAUACGAUGUACAUGUAGGUUAAUUUGGUUUUAUAAAUGUAAUAAGGGUCCUUAUUUUUUGUAUAAU